UGUGAAUGGAAGUGUGUUUGUGUCAGCUACUAAAUACACUGAGAGAGAGGCCACUCACCAAACAGCAACAUUACACUAACUAAAGCUCAACCACCCCUUUAAAACUGCACCUGAACUUCUGUCACUGAAAUUAUAUCUAGUAAAUGAGUGCAAUAAAUACUCAUAUAGACAGGAAUAUCACUGUGUGUGAGUCCUGCUGAGUGACAAUGUGUUUCUGUGCUAUGUCAAUUGAAAUCAUUGAAGAGCACAAAUGCACCAAAAUGAGAAUGGACAUGACUCUGACUGUGUCUCAGGAUGCUAUAAUACAGGUGGAUCCAGGCAAGAUCUUUCCUCUGGUCCGUAUCCCUCCCAACCGGAACCAGUGGUAUACAGCUGGAACAUCUGAGGGUUCUCCAGUCCAUGGGAAUAGAGGGGGUUGGUAGCCGAACAUGCACUGGCAUGGGGUGAGGUCCGUGGUGUUCUGCUUGUGUGCAUCAAGGGGAUUAGAGGGGGUUGGUAGCCGAACAUGCACUGGCACGGGGUGAGGCUGGUGGUGUUCUGCUUGUGGAAUUUUGUGCAUAAUCAGCCCAUGGGAGGAACUGGUUCCAGCUGUGUUGGUUGUCAUUACAGUAGGCACGGAGAUAUCUCCCGAUCUCCUGUAUCUUUCUGCUCAGUCUGUUUGUUGGUCUGGGGGUGAUAUCCUAAGGACAGGCUCACUGAGACCCCAAGGAUCUUGAAGAAAGCCCUCCAGACAUAAGAGAUGAACUGAGGCCCACGAUCACAGUUUUCCAGCGGACAGGUGAUGUGGAGUGUUGGUGAUGGCGCAGACUGAGCAUCCACUGAUAUAUUGGGAGACAUCCCGGGCCAUACUAGGCCACCAGUACCAAGCUUGAAGGAGCGAGAGAGUCCGCUGGCUACCUGGGUGUCCAGAGCCCGGGGAAGCAUGAAGGGAGCCCAGAAGGGAGGAUCGUAAGGAUCGGUAGGUACAUAGGUUUACCUUCUGGGCCUUCCAGAGGAGCGGGUUUGGUCUGAGUGGUGAGAUGGAUUUGGACAUCCAUUGUCCACUGUAUGGGGUUUACAAAGAUGGCUGAAGGGAGUAUGGGUUCCGGUGUAGGGUUUUCUUCAGGAGCAUGCACUCGAGAGUGAAUCUCCUUGACAUUCUUGUCUCUGGGUCAGUAACUGAUGUGAAACCGGGUAAAGAAGAGGGCCCAGCGGGCCUGCCGGGGGUUUACCCCCUUGGCACCGCAAAGAUAUUAGAGGUUCUUGUGGUCUGUGAUUAUCGUAGAGGUACUCCUUCCAGCCAGUGCCACCAUUCCAUGCCAGCUUGAUGGCAAGCAGCUCCUGGUUUCCAAUGUCAUAAUUCCGCUCUGCAGGGGAAAGCUUCCGGGAGUAAUAGGCACAAGGAUGGAGUCGUGGAGGCUCUGAGUGGUAUUGGGAUAGUACUGCCCCCACGCCGGUGGUGGAAGCGUCAACCUCGACGAUGAAUGGAAUUUGGGGAUCCGGAUGUGUGAGGAUGGGGGCAGUACAGAAGGAAUCCUGGAGUUUCUGGAAGGCGGAUCAAGCUUCGGGGUUCCAGGACAGAGACUUGGGUUUCUGAGGGAGCAUGGUAGUGAGAGGGGAUGAGUGGAUACUGAAGUUUUGGAUGAAUCUCCGGUAGAAAUUCGCAAAGCCUAGGAAUCUUAGAUGUUCCUUAAUAGACUGAGGUUGGGCCAGUCACAAAUGGAAGUAAACCGAGGAAGUACACCGUGGGGUGGUGGAACUCACACUUCGAGCUUCAGGUAGAGGUGGUGUUUCCUGAGUUGUUCCAGGACCUGCUUGACGUGGUUGCGAUGUUCGGCCAGGUUCCGGGAGUAAAUCAGGAUGUCAUCGAUGUAGAUGAUGAUGAAUUUAUGAAGGAACUCCUGGAACACCUCGUUCAUAAACACCUGGAAGACGGACAGUAAGUUCAAAAGGCCAUAGGGCAUGACCUGGUAUUCAUAGUGGCCCAAUGGGGUGAUGAAUGCCAUCUUCCACUUGUCGCCCUCCAGGAUACAAAUGAAGUUGUAGGCACUAGGCAGGUCCAGUUUUGAGAAGAUGCAAGCCCCUUUCCAGGGGAUCCGUGGGGUAAUCGUUGUUGAGAGAUGGUAGCAUUCUGAGACUGUGGAGAUCAAGGAGCUGAGAGAACAGGUAACUAGGGAGAUAGGGAAUCACAGGUUAGGGUCAGGUUUGUCAAGUAGGGAACGUUUGAGACCAGACAUUGAGUGUGCAGGAGGAGUGCAGUGAUAUAGUGCUGCUGAUGAGUGCUGACAGGUAGCGGUGAUCAGUAAACAGGUGAUUGGGGUCUGGUGGGUGGAGACUGAGGUGCUUAAAAUGUCUCCCUGACAGCAGUGCCAUGAGCCGCUCUUUUUUUUUCUUUCUCACAUUUGAUUGUUAACCAUGGUAUUGAUUUGUGUGUGUGUGUUCAAUAGUUCAGUAGUCCCCUCACUUGCUGGAGUUGCAGGUUAGCUAGACCUGUCAGCAGUGCUGGGUAGUAUUUUUUUUUCUCUUUUAAUGAUUCUUUCUUUAAAAAAAAUCACAUUGUGUGUUAUACCAUUUAGUGUUAAGAGUUGUUAACUGUUUAAUGAUUUAUUAUAAGCUUUUUAUUAACUUACAAACCUACUGCAUUUCUUACAUUAAGCCUAGUUGGAGAAACUCUGGUGUAAUGUAAUGUUUAAUGUUUUUUAUAAUGUAUAUGUAUAUCAUUAUGGUAUGUUUAAUGCUAAAUUUAAAACAAGUUUGAUACAAUCUGUAAUCAGUAACAGACUGCAAUUUGUUAGUAAUCUACAACACCUAGCACUGGCUAUCAUUGGAUGGUGGCUGGUCAUGUGACUUGUAGUAAUCAGGAUGCUUUUUAAGGCUGUUGUUCUUCUUCUCUGUUACUUGUGUUCUUUGAGUGUUUGUCUGAGAUUGACAUCUAGUAGAUAUUUCAUGCUUUACAGACUCACAGACACGCCUGUUUUACACAUGUGACUCAAACACAGAACCAGGAAACAGGGAUCACAUGAUUUCAGGGAAAGAGAAACUAAAGUGCAGCUGAGCUGUCGUGUGUUUGUGUCUCUGUAUUCAUGUAGUAAAAUGGCAGAAGCCAGAUUUUCUCAGGAUGAGCUUUCGUGUCCAGUGUGUCUGGAUCUCCUGAAGGAUCCAGUGAGCAUCCAGUGUGGACACAGUUACUGUAAGAGCUGUAUUACAGGCUGCUGGGAUCAGGAGGAUCAGAUGAGAGUCUACAGCUGCCCUCAGUGCAGACAGACCUUCAGUCCAAGACCUGCUUUAGCUAGAAACACCAUGCUGGCUGAACUGGUGGAGAAACUGAAGAAGACCAGACUUUCUGCUGACUGUUACGCUGGAGCUGGAGAUGUGCAGUGUGACGUCUGUACUGGAGGAAAAUACAAAGCCGUCAAGUCCUGUCUGAUGUGUCUGAACUCUUACUGUCAGAAUCACCUCGAACAACAUGAGAGUUUCUUUAAAGGAAAGAGACACAGUUUGAUUGAUGCCACUGGACGACUGCAGGAGAUGAUCUGCCAGAAACACGAGAAGCUUCUUGAGGUUUUCUGUCGCACUGAUCAGAAAUGUAUUUGUGUGCUGUGUACGAUGGAUGAACAUAAAAACCAUGACACUGUAUCAGCUGCAGCACAGAGGACAGAGAAACAGAAGCAGCUGAAGAAGACACAGAAUACGUUCCAGCAGAGAAUCCAGCAGAGAGAGAAAGAUCUUCAGCAGCAGAGAGAGACUGUGGAGUCUCAUAAGCGCUCUGCACAGACAGCAGUGGAGGACAGUGAGAGGAUCUUUAUUGAGCUCAUCUGCUCCAUUGAGAGAAGUUGCUCUGAGGUGAUACGACUGAUCAGAGAUCAGGAAAAGGCUGCAGUGAGUCGAGCUGAAGGACAACUGGAGCGACUGGAGCAGGAGAUCAAUGAUCUGAGGAGGAGAGACGCUGAGCUGGAGCAGCUUUCACACACACAGGAUCACAUCCAGUUCCUGCAGAGUUUCCAGUCUCUCUCAGCACCUCCUGAAUCUACAGACUUAAAAGAUGAUAUCUUCAGUUCUCUCGUCUCUUUUGAUGAUCUGACAGAAUCUGUCCAUCAGCUGAGAGACAAACUGGAGGAUUUCUGCAAAGAGGAGCUCAAGAAGAUCUCAGACAGAGAAACACUCACCAACAUUGUUCCCAGAACCAGGAACGACUUCCUACAAUAUUCCCAUCAGCUCACUCUGGAUCUGAACACAGUGAAUAAACACCUCCAUCUGUCUACGAGGAAGAGAAGCAUUACAAACACUGACACAGUCCAGCCGUAUCCUAAACAUCCGGACAGAUUUGAUGUGUGUCGUCAGGUGUUGUGUAUAGAGAGUGUGUGUGGACGCUGUUACUGGGAGCUGGAGUGGAGUGGAGUUGAACAUGGUGUGCGAAUAUCAGUAUCAUAUAAAAGCAUUAGCAGGAAGGGUUUUGAGUGUUUGUUUGGAUCUAGUGAUCAGUCCUGGUGUUUGUUCUGCUCUCCUUACAGAUAUUCAUUCAUUCACAAUAACAUACAGACUGAUCUUAGUGUAAAACCCAUCAGCAGAAGAAUAGGAGUGUUUGUGGAUCACAGUGCAGGAACUCUGUCGUUCUACAGCGUCUCUGACACAAUGAGUCUCAUCCACACAGUCCAGACCACAUUCACUCAGCCGCUCUAUCCUGGGUUUCAUGUUGGUUCUGGAUCAUCAGUAAAAUUGCAUCGAUGAAUCAAAAUAGACUGACGAGGGUUUCUAAUCAUAAUGCUUUGACAGCUGAUCUUCUGUCAGUGAAAUAACAUAUCUGAAUAAAUGUAUGUAAUAAAUCCUCAUAUAGACAGUAAGGAGGGGUCAUAAAAGGUGCUUAAAGUGCUUGUAUUUGAAUGUUUAAAAGGCAGUAUAUAUGAAAUUGGUAUUCAUUUUAGUUUUCGAUAAAAAUAAUAUUUUCUCGCCAAAAUUAACCAUGCAGAGGAUCUGAUAUAAAUACAGAGCCAUUUCUCCUGGCUUUAAGCAGCACGCAAGAUCUCACGAUAUUACUCCAGGAGGUGAAAAUCAGUCUCGCGAUAUAAGUAAAAAGUUGGUUUUGUGGUAAAGACUUUGAUAGUGCUUGCAUUAUGACAUGUGCUGUUUGUUUAGGUUUAAUUUGGGAAUGUGUAUAAAUCUCACUAAAUUUAUAACUUAAAAUUUAUAAAACUAUGCAAUCACACAGGAGAAUACAUCAACAUAUUUAUAUUAUGUGAUAUGUUGAACAUCACUAUUUCAAAAUAAAAGUUCAAACCCUCA
This is a messenger RNA of Cyprinus carpio (common carp), 5259 nucleotides long. Its product is annotated as E3 ubiquitin-protein ligase TRIM16-like. Gene Ontology annotation, molecular function: protein binding; zinc ion binding. Lineage: Eukaryota; Metazoa; Chordata; Actinopteri; Cypriniformes; Cyprinidae. The record is from RefSeq and is a predicted model, not a curated record.